GAACAGGUAAUCAUUUCCUUCAUUUCUUUCUCCCCAAUCCGAUGAUUCGUUUAUUUUGUCAAAUACUGUCACAAAUAGUAAGACACAGAACUUCACCAUUUACACUUAGCAUUAGCAGUGCUUACUUCUAUCCAACACCAUCUAAAUUCAUCAUCAAUCGCUUAAAUUCUGGACCUUUGCAAUCUCUUACACUUUCUUACCUCCAAAAAUCACGUGGAUUGUCUUUAGAAUCAGCUGUUUCAGCUUCUAAAAAGCUAGAACUCGACUCCACAAAGAAGCCUGAUUUAGUCUUGAAUUUGCUUAGAAAAUAUGGUUUGACUCAGACCCACAUCAAGUAUUUAAUCACUAAUCGUCCAAUUUUACUUUUAGCUGAUAAAGACAAUACCCUUAAGUCUAAUUUAGAGGUGUUCAAGUCUUUGGGGAUUUCUGGCAAUAGUCUUGCCAAAAUGCUUAGCAAGGAACCAAGAGUACUUGAUGUUGAUGCGAAGACAGUGGUUGAAUUCUUUAGAGAGAAUGGUUUUAGUGAUAAACAGAUAACAAUUUUGACUAUGAAGAGACCCAUAUUGUAUUUAUGCCGUGCACAUAAAAAUUUUAAGCCAAAGUUGGAAUUUUUCAAGUCCUUGGGCUUUUCAGAGCUUGAUAUUGCACAAAUUUUGUCAGCAGAGCCUUAUAUUCUAGAGAGGAGUCUUGAAAACACUAUUAUGCCUUGUGUUCAAGUCCUCAGGCGUGUUGUUGGAGACGAUUCAAAUGUCCUAAAAGUAAUAAAGGCGAGCUACCGGAUUCUUGAGGUUAAUGUGAAAAAGAUGCUGGAGCCAAACAUGUUAUUGUUGGCCAACCAUGGGGUGCCAGAGUCCUUGAUAUUGAAGGUAUUCUUGUUUCAGCCAAAAAUUUUGCUGCUAAAGACUGAUCGACUGAGUGCGAUUAUUGGCGAAGUUAAGAAAAUGGGUUUCAGUCCGACAACUUUAUUAUUUGUAUUAGCUGUUCGUAGCAUGUCAAUGACAAAUAAAGCACUCUGGGAUCGAAAGUUGGAGGCAUACAGAAGUUUUGGUUUGUCAAACGAUGAGAUUCAUUUGGCAUUUAAGCUGCAGCCUAUGUGUAUGCUCUCUUCAGAGAAGAAAAUAAGAAAAUUAAUGGACUUCUUUGUGAACAAAUUAAAUAUUAGCCCUUCAGUGAUUUCCAAGAAUCCAAACCUUAUGCUUCUUAGCCUAGAGAAGAGGAUUUUACCUAGGUGUUCAGUUCUGAAUAUUUUGAUGUCCAAGGAAUUGAUAAAUGAAGGAUUUAAACUUAUUUAUAUGCUUAGAAUGACUGAGAAGAUGUUUGGGAAGAAUGUAGUGACCAAGUAUCAGGAUCUGGUUCCUGAAAUUGUUGAGGCGCAUCAAGGCAGGGUAGAAUUUCAAGGCUUUUCAAGAGAUUUGAAAAUGUGAUUGAUCAUUGAUAGCAACAACUCACUAGGUGGUGUCAAAUGAUUCUUAGCUCAUAAUCCUUUCAGCACAAUUUGGAGGACAAACUUAUCUUUGUUUACCUUUCAGCAAUAGAUAGCUAUUAGUAACAGUAAUAGCUUAAAAGCUGAGCUUAUUUAAUGGCUGUCUGGUGCAUGACUAUUUUUAUUUUGAACAAGAAGCCUUCUAAGAUUCAAGAAUGUGAAGGAUUGUGAUACCACAAAAUCAUUAGGUGGUGUCAAAUGAGUUUGAGCUCCUAUCUUUGUCAUGCACACAUCAGUGGAAUAAAUUGAGCAUGGGCAUUAUAUACCUAAUAUUUUAGCUGAAAAUGCCUGAGGUUAUUAACGGUGACCUGGUGCAUCAAGCUUCACACUUUUGAACCCCCCCAUGAAGUGGUUUGCCUAAUUUUCUUCAAUAUGCCAAGGCAUUGGGUAGACUCAGAUCUUCAUAUUAGGUUUAACUGACCAAAAGAGUGUCAAUCAUUGUUCGAUAAGGUUGUGCCCAAUCCAUGCUUUUCCGUUGUCUUUUCUUUUAAUAUUUAUCUCUAAUAAUCUCUUAUUGAAGAUAGAUUAUGUUCUGACUGUUUGAUGGCAUCUCUUUGCUUUCUUAGUAUGCUGAUCUCUUGUUUGAUUCUUUUAAUUCAGAAGGAAUUUUAAAGUGCUAAAGCAGUGUGUUACUAUUGCUUGUCCAGUCAUCCCUGCAGCUACGGAGGAAUGUAUUACUUUUGCUGAUUCAAUAUCAAUCUAAUUUAUUAUCUAUAAGAGCCUGAUCGCUUGGAUAAGCACUGGUUAAAGGCUCUUCCAUUGUUCCUCAAAUGCUUGGGUUGCAUGAGCCAGGAUGGACUCGAUUCAUGAGUACGCACCAGCACUCGCAUCACAAAAUUAGACGCACAUUAUAAAGCUCUUAAGUCGUCCCAGUGUAGGUGUAGGUGUAGGUGAAUUCGGAAGCCUGUGGUCUUGAUCAAUCUUCUCAUAGCCUUCUUGUUGAAACCAAUAAGAUAAGCUUAGCGUUACCCUGUUAUUUGGAAGCAGUCUGCUAAUCUGCAGUAGUCUAUCGAAAAUUAGGAAUAAGUUGUAACAUCAUCCUUCGUCUUAACAGGAAAUAGAAGACCUAAAUGGUUAUGGCAGCAAUAGAAGUUGUGGUUGCCCUGUUACUAUCAUUCUGUAAUGGCAUUACAAAGAGCUCUUGCUAAGACAUUCCGGAAAUGCUACAUGAUUGCUAUUUUACCAAAAUUUCGCACUUGUUUGUGGCUAUCCUCGAUUUUUGUACUCUUAAGAAAAGGAAAGUUAUCAGAGUUUGAUUCUUAUAACCUCCAUUACUAAGAGCCAUGCAUGACUUUGGGUGCUACUUAGAGGUACUAAAUUUGCAAUGGCAAAUCAUUGCAAUGAGUGGUGAAAUUAUGCAAAUGGGUCCCGUCAAGCCAUCAUUUUCAAAACAUAUGAUCUGAAUAAUUGAUUUUCUAUUGCUUAUUUUAUGUUAAAAAUCAAAAGCAAGGGCAAGUGGUUUCCACUGGUACAAGCAUCAUGUGGAUGUAGAUUCAAUUGCAUGAAUUAUUUGACAAAGACACGCCAUGAUAAUAAGGCAAAAAGAAAAAUGAAUUUGGUAGGCCCUUUUAUAUAAUACCAAAAGGAAAGUUCAAGGAUGUACAUAUGUUCCUCUCUCUUAUCUGGUGACCACAUUGCCUUUCACUGAAGGCUUAUAACUUCAUUCUUCACAUAUGCUCUUCAUAUUGUUAGCCUAACCUUCGUCGGUGGCCAAAUUAACCCCAAAAAGAUUAGGGCUACUCUGCAGGAGAGGAGAGGUGGGGUCUGCUAUUGAUAAUCUAUUAAAUUAUGGAUGGAUAAAUCUUCCAGAUGGCAUGGCCUACUUAAUUAUUUCUUUAAUGGAUAUGGAGCUUUCCUCUCUUUUUCUCAUUCAUAGUUGUCAACAAUCUUUAUAUAAAGUGAGAAUCUGUGUCUAAAGUAUGCCAUCAUAUUUAUCUUAUUAAAUGUUUUAUUAUUAGCUAAUACAACUUACUGUAUUAUGAAUUCAUGAAAGUCAGGGUCAAUAAAUAAGGUUAGUCUUGAGUCAGUUAUAGCACCUGCAAGGUUGAGGUACAUUGCUAUUAUGGAAGGUCCCAUGUUGGGAAAAGAUUAAAUGCUCUCUCAUAAUGGUUUGAAAGGAAAAAAGAAAAAAGAAAAAACAUAACCAAGUAUUGACCAGAGAAUAAAAGCUUUAUCUAUUUUGUUGAAUGAAGCCCAGUUAAGUGUUUCUGCUUCCUUCUUGAUUUGCUCUUAUGGGUUGGAUGUGAUCAGUCCUUCUCAACCUAGAAGAUACGGAUUAAAUACCAGUUCUUUAAAUCUUUACAUUCAUAAUUAAGUUUAGCUUGAGGUUAAGUACACAUUUCAACUUGCAAUACAAAAUGAAAAAAUACAUAAUCCAAAAACAUAAAACUGCUAUGAAACAAGUUCUCUUUUACUAAGUACUUAAAAAUCUCACAAAUUUGCACUAAAGAAUUGCUUGAACAAAUGGGUAUACUUAGACAGCCUGUCUAUUUAUGGGCAAGUAACAGAGACACGAGUUCCAAGGAAAUGCUUUGUUUUUUUACUCUUCUGCCCUUCAAAGAUGGCUAAAUUGGCUACUCAUGAAGUUUUUCUCAGUAUUUAUUUCCUCUGAAAAAAGUAUAACGGUUGAAUAAACAAGGAAAUGUACUGAUUUCUUUUAGUAACUUUCUAGUUUAGCUCUCUGUCCGUUCUACUCUGUACUUUCACUGCUGUAGUAAAAGGUUUCAACUACCAAGCACCAACUGCAUUAUGGACAAAAACUCUUUCCAUUAAUGUUGGAGAAAGUCUACAUCUUGAAGCAAGAAUAGCAUGUGGGAGCACUAGUUCCGUCUAUUCCUGGUAUCCCACCACCCUAAAUUCUAAGAUAUACAGCCAAUAGCAGAUUUCAUUUAAUGCUCAUAAUUCACUAAUUGGUGUUUCCAUUGAAGAAGAAAGAAGAAGACAACUUUACAGCACACUUCUCAACGGAUCAUAUGGCUCAAGCCCUUUGUAUUUUCUUUGUUUCUGCUUUAGCCUUAACGGGUGGUUUUCAACUUGUUCAGUAGUUCAACACUGAGAAUCUUCAUUCAG
Messenger RNA from Ricinus communis (castor bean), 4552 nucleotides. RefSeq names its product transcription termination factor MTERF6, chloroplastic/mitochondrial-like. Gene Ontology annotation, biological process: regulation of DNA-templated transcription; chloroplast organization. Lineage: Eukaryota; Viridiplantae; Streptophyta; Magnoliopsida; Malpighiales; Euphorbiaceae. Gene Ontology annotation, molecular function: double-stranded DNA binding. Gene Ontology annotation, cellular component: chloroplast. The coding region runs from base 42 to 1424 and encodes 460 amino acids. The record is from RefSeq and is a predicted model, not a curated record. The transcript has 2 exons.